AUGAUCCUGCGACGGCGAUGCGGCGCGUCCGAUUGUCUGGCGUGGUUCUUCAUAUCCGGCAUCGCCCUCGUCUUCUUCCUCAUAUGUAGCAUCCUCUACGGCACGCGCACCGAGAACCCCUCGCUCCCACAGGUCGUCCAAGAAGUGCUCCCCGCUGGCCGCUGCCUCUGUCAACAGUCAACGACCUUCGAAUGUAGCACCUGCCUGGACUGCGCCACCCGGCCAGCCAUCGUUGCGAACACCACACAUGCCCAGGAGACGUGGGAGUUUGAAUACCGUCGCGAUGGGAGCAAUUAUGGCCUGGACGAAGACCAGUGCACAGCGGCGUUUCCAGGCCUGUUCGAAGACAUUGAGCGGGCGAAGAACUUCAGGAAGGGAAGAGGCUUGGUGAUGCAGAAGAACCUGACAGAUUUCGAGUUGACGAAGGGCAUGGUGCGCGCCAUGAUAUAUGACGGCCAGCUAUACAUCCUCGAGACAUUCCUCGUUGACAACAUCAACCGCCAAAAGGCUAUCGCUUCGCUCGCCUCCCUGCACCGCGCCGUCUCUGCCGCCCGCGACCGCCCUUCCAUCCCAAACGUCGAAUUCGUCCUCAGCGUCGAAGAUCUUCCUGCGCAACCUAAGAAACCCCUUUGGAUGCUAGCGCGCCGUGCACAAGACGAGGAUCUAUGGCUGAUGCCUGAUUUUGGCUGGUGGAGUUGGGACAUGCCCUCGCUAGGCGCCUUUGACGAGGUUGCAGCCGAAGCCAUACAACGCGAACGCCUCGAGCCGUGGGAUGCAAAGAAGGAGAAGCUGGUAUGGCGCGGCAAGCUGAACUUCGCCCCGAAACUGCGGAGAGCGCUGGUCGAUGCUGCCAAGGGUAAACCAUGGAGCGAUGUUGGGCAGGUCAAAUGGGAGGACACCGAGUUCAAGGAACCCGGCGCACAGUUCUUAGGGCCCGUCGACCAGUGCAACUACAUGUUCAUUGCCCACGCCGAAGGACGCUCCUACUCCGGCGCCCUCAAAUACCGCCAACUCUGCCGCUCCGUCAUCGUCUCCCACAAGCUACAGUGGAUCCAACACUACCACUACCUCCUCCUCGCCUCAGGCGCCAAACAAAACUACGUCGAAGUCGAGCGCGACUUCAAAGACCUCUCCUCCACCAUGGACGACCUAAUCGCACAUCCUGAGAAAGCGAAGCGCAUCGCCGAUAACAACGUUAAGACUUUCCGAGAAAGGUACCUUACCGGUGCCGCUGAAGCGUGCUACUGGCGUGCACUAGUUAAAGCGUGGAAAGAAGUCAGCUUUGACCCCGUUCUCUACGAGAAAGUAGAAGACGGGCAGAAGAAAAAGAGGAAUCAGAAGAGGGGCGUAAGAUAUGAGACGUUUAUAUUGUAUGAUUACAACACGCAGAUAGAGUGGCCUAAACCCGCCCAGUAG
Messenger RNA from Didymosphaeria variabile, 1416 nucleotides. RefSeq lists its product as uncharacterized. Lineage: Eukaryota; Fungi; Ascomycota; Dothideomycetes; Pleosporales; Didymosphaeriaceae. The record is from RefSeq and is a predicted model, not a curated record. Bases 1 to 1416 code for a protein of 471 amino acids. The transcript is spliced from 4 exons.